AUGGACACCCUUCAAAUUUUUACACGGACACCCUUUAGUUCUAUCCAAAAUAUCCACAUAAUCAUCCAAUUAUUCAACAUAAUCCAUCAUCAAGACAAUCCAACGCAUCAUUCAGAAUGGGUUUGGGACAUCGAGGAUACCAAGAAAUUCGUGGUUGAAAAAGUUACCUACGAAAGAAAGAUUGGGGGAGAGAUGCGUUCAAUUGUGUUCAAUUUUGUGUUACACCCCAAACAAAGGAUAUCGAAGGCGAAUUGUUUUAUGUUUCCGCAUUAUGCACAAUUUAUCCUUCUUUGA
Lactuca saligna is the source of this 294-nucleotide messenger RNA. The record is from the annotation of a GenBank genome assembly. NCBI's taxonomy places the organism in Eukaryota, Viridiplantae, Streptophyta, Magnoliopsida, Asterales, Asteraceae.